CUAGAGGCUUCUGGUGAUCAUGGAAGGAUGGUUGCGAGUAGCGGGGAUGGCAGCUGCUGCGACAGUGAUCGUACCAGUGAUCCUCCUCUCCUCUCCUUUCCUCUCCAUCACUGUACAGGUCCUUGAAGGUUGUUGGCUGUCAGCAGCGUGUUGGCUCCUUGUCAAUACUGCCGAAGCUGGGAUAUCAUCGUUGGAAACGUCUCUAGAGCAAGCUGUAGGUUUGAGCUCGCCGGCAAGAUCCCCAGCUAGAGCCCAGUCACCUCAAGCUAGCAAAUUCUCACCAGGAUAUCUUUCUCCAAGCCCGACCCUGUCUCCUGGGAAUAGAUCUCUCAACCGCAGAAAGAAGGGCGGGCCCCUGGAGCUAAUUGUCUCCCUCCCUGCUUUGCCUGUGGUCUGGAUAGAAGUGAUCCUUCGCAAGAUUAAGUUACCGAGAUUAUUUCGAUUCAUGGCUCUCAACCUGGUGGCCUACAUAUCGAGCCCCAUAUGGUUUUUUGUUAUCUCUGGGAUGCAUCUGCUGUUGCUGGUUGCAGUUUCAGUGAUUUCCUUCGGCAUAUUGCUUCCUUGGACAGGGCCUCUGAUAGCAACGUUGUCUUUCUACAUUUUUCUUGUGCCUGUGUGGACCAUUUCUACCUACAUCUGCACCAGCGGACCAAUGAUAGCUUCUCUUUUCAUAUUGCCAUUCCUGGACAACAGUGCUAAUUUGAGCAGACGAUUUAUU
This is a messenger RNA of Guillardia theta CCMP2712, 718 nucleotides long. RefSeq lists its product as hypothetical. The transcript is spliced from 5 exons. Lineage: Eukaryota; Cryptophyceae; Pyrenomonadales; Geminigeraceae. The annotation marks the transcript as partial. The record is from RefSeq and is a predicted model, not a curated record.